AUGAAACUUAUAAGAAUAUUAAAAGCAUUUACUUGUCAGCUGGAGAAAAAAAAACUGUUUUUAACUAGUUGCGAAGAUCUGUUAAGAUUAACGAUGAGGAUUCAACACAGCGAAUUAUUUUAUUUGAAUAAAUCAGCUUUGACAUUAUCCACAGACAGCUCAAAAAAUAACUGCGAGAAGAAUGAAGAAAAAGAAAGACAAAUGCAACAAAUGGUCUCAGAUGAGAAACGCAAGCAUGACUCGAUUGCUAACAACGUUAUUACUUAUUUAACUGAAUCAACCAGAGGAUCCGUAUUAAACGGCACAGUUCGCAAAAGCUGUGGUAAAGUUGAGACAACAAAAUAUUGCAACAUUGAAUUUAAUUAA
Clunio marinus is the source of this 366-nucleotide messenger RNA. The record is from the annotation of a GenBank genome assembly. NCBI's taxonomy places the organism in Eukaryota, Metazoa, Arthropoda, Insecta, Diptera, Chironomidae.